Brugia pahangi is the source of this 210-nucleotide messenger RNA. The record is from the annotation of a GenBank genome assembly. Lineage: Eukaryota; Metazoa; Nematoda; Chromadorea; Rhabditida; Onchocercidae.
AUGUUAUUGAAAGGUGAUGAUGAUCUGCAACAGUUUAUGCAUACGGUAGAUGAUAUUCAAAGAAGGACGCAGUGUUGUGGUUUUGCUGGAAAUCACACGGAGUGGAUACAGAAAAGAAUAAUUCACUAUUAUGGUCCGAUAAAAAUUAUCGUAGAGAGAACUACUCUGAAACUAGAUACACGAUCUUUGAAUCAUAUGUUGAAGUUGUAG